GAAAACGGCGAGCCGAGAUCACUAUUCCGUCACAUCUGAUACUGUCAAGUUCAGAUAAAAAAUAAAAAUGUCGUUCAGAAAUGUGUUGGUCGUUUUUGCUUUAAGUUGUGUGGUGUUCGGUGCUGCGUUGGGGGACGAGGGAGAAGUCACGGCGAGAGGGAAGAAGAAGAAGCUUGGCUUAUUCAUAUUCAUCGCGGACAUAAUCAUAAAGAAGAUAUUCAUCCUGAAGAUAGUCUACGCCAUAAUCUUCUGGAUCGUGAUCCACAAGGCGGGCUAUUUCCUGACCUGGUUCGUGGGCUACCUCUCCGACCAGAAGAAGGAGUUCAAGGAGGUCCCGCACGUGCACUACGGACCGUACCACUCGUACGGAACCCCCGACUACUCCAGCUACGGACCCCCGCAUGACUACUCGAGUUACGGACCGUACAAACGGAUCAAUAAACGAUGAAUUUAGUAGUUGUACUUUUUGAUAAGUUCUGUGUUAUUUAUUGGUGUUUAGGAUAGUAUUUAUUUAUUUAAGUUGAUGCUGUUGUGUUUUCGUCUAGAACUCUAGAUGGUUUAUUGUGUGAUGCAUGAUUUUAAAAUAUUAUGAACGUGAUAAACAUUUUGAAACUUAGUGAUUUGCC
Molecule: messenger RNA, 626 nt
Organism: Plutella xylostella (diamondback moth)
Lineage: Eukaryota; Metazoa; Arthropoda; Insecta; Lepidoptera; Plutellidae
Source: RefSeq, a predicted model, not a curated record